Molecule: messenger RNA, 357 nt
Organism: Microtus ochrogaster (prairie vole)
Lineage: Eukaryota; Metazoa; Chordata; Mammalia; Rodentia; Cricetidae
Product: pancreatic alpha-amylase-like
Exons: 3
Biological process (GO): carbohydrate metabolic process
Molecular function (GO): cation binding; alpha-amylase activity
Source: RefSeq, a predicted model, not a curated record
GUCAUUGAUCUGGGUGGCGAGGCAAUUAAAAGUAGUGAGUACUUUGGAAAUGGUCGUGUGACAGAAUUCAAGUAUGGAGCAAAACUGGGCACAGUUAUCCGCAAGUGGAGUGGAGAGAAGAUGGCCUAUUUAAAGAACUGGGGAGAAGGCUGGGGUUUUGUGCCUUCUGAUAGAGCCCUUGUAUUUGUGGACAACCAUGAUAAUCAGCGAGGACAUGGGGCUGGAGGAUCAUCCAUCCUGACCUUCUGGGAUGCUAGAAUGUAUAAAAUGGCAGUUGGAUUUAUGUUGGCUCAUCCUUAUGGAUUUACGCGAGUAAUGUCAAGUUACCGUUGGACAAGAAAGUUCCAGAAUGGAAAA